Molecule: messenger RNA, 1776 nt
Organism: Closterium sp. Naga37s-1
Lineage: Eukaryota; Viridiplantae; Streptophyta; Zygnematophyceae; Desmidiales; Closteriaceae
Source: the annotation of a GenBank genome assembly
AUGGAGCGAUUCGAGACUCGCCAAAGGGUCCAUUCCCGUUCCAGCGUUCCAAGCCUCUCCCCCCGCGCGCAAGCCCGUCGCGCCAGUGGCCAUGGCGCGGAAGAAGUCCGGCUUCGCACAGCUUCUGUCCAAGGGUUCCCUCCACACGCCCCCAUGCCGAAUGGCACCAUAACGAGGAAUGCUGCCAGCCCUACCCUCCCCAUGCCGAGCCCGCCAGUGGAGUCGUGCCCCAAGGCCCCCUUGAUUCCCCGCCAGCGCCCGCCAGCAGAGUCGCGCCCCAAGGCUCCUCUGAGGCGCGGAAAGCUGUCCCCCAUGCGCGCAGUGCCCCCCCACAUCCCGCGCCCGCCCUACGCUGACAGCGGCAUCUCCCCACCCUUCACUAUGGAGCCCCAGGUGCAUGGGGAGGAGGGCCAGAGGCGCAUGAGGGAGGCGGGGCAGCUGGCAGCACGAGUGAGAGACCACGCCGGCACGCUUGUGAAGCCCGGCGUGACAACAGACGAGAUCGACCGAGCGGUGCAUGAGAUGAUCAUAGAGGCGGGAGCAUACCCCUCGCCGCUCAACUACGCGGGCUUCCCCAAGUCGGUGUGCACGUCCGUCAACGAGUGCAUCUGCCACGGCAUUCCUGACUCGCGGCCUUUAGAGGAUGGGGACAUCAUCAACAUUGACGUCACAGUGUACCUUAAUGGCUACCACGGAGACACGUCCAAGACAUUCUACUGCGGCAACGUCUCUAAUGCUGCCAAGAAGCUCGUGGAGGUGACAGAAGAAGCACUGAAUGCAGCCAUUGCAAUCUGUGGGCCCGAUGCAGAGUUCAAAAAGAUCGGCCAUGCCAUUCAUGCCAUGGCAGACAAGCACAGCUACGGGGUGGUGAGAAAGUUCAUCGGCCAUGGUGUGGGAUCCGUCUUCCAUGCCGGCCCUGCUGUGCUGCACUAUCGUGAGUCUGCCCUUCACCUAUCCCCCACUCUUACCGCACCCUGCCCCCACCCUGGCCUGCACACCACUGUCUUCCAUGCCGGCCCUGCUGUGCUGCACUAUCGUGAGAUCGCCCCUCCUGCCCCCUCCUCUCCCCCGCUCAGCCUAUUCUCCCUCUCUCACCCUCAUCCUCACCUGUUCAUCGGCCAUGGUGUUGGCUCCGUCUUCCAUGCCGGCCCUGCCGUGCUGCACUACCGUGAGUUCAGCCCCCUGACCCUCCUCUCGCCUCCUCCCGCCACUAAUCUGCCUGGUACACUCCCCUAUUCGCCCCCGCUUAAACCCCUUACUCACCUCUUCAUCGGCCACGGUGGCCCACCGUGGCCCCACUCCUCUCACCAGUCUCCCUCACAACCUCCCUCAUUCACCAGCACAGGCAUCGGCCUGACCCCAGUGCUGCACUCUCCUGACAAGAGCUGUUCCCCACUCCCCGCCCCCACCCUCUCUCCCACAUCUCUUUCUCCCUCCCAUCCCACCCUCUUUUCACUCUCUGAUCCCCUGUACGCAUCACUUUUGCAAGUCCUGCUUCUACACUCUUUUGCUCUACUCUCUUCUUUUUUCCUCUCUGCUUGUCCCCUUUCUGCUUCUCUCGCCUUCACUUCUCUCCUGCACCCAUUUCUCCUGCACCCCUCUCUCCUGCACCCCUCUCUCCUGCACCCCUCUCUCCUGCACCCCUCCCUCCUGUGCCCCUCUCCCCUGCGCCGCUCUCCCCUGCACCACCAGGCAACAACGAGGCAGGGCGCAUGCAAGUGGGGCAGACAUUCACCAUCGAGCCCAUGUUCACGAUGGGGGGGGUGCGGGAUGUGA